Molecule: messenger RNA, 3346 nt
Organism: Lytechinus pictus (painted urchin)
Lineage: Eukaryota; Metazoa; Echinodermata; Echinoidea; Temnopleuroida; Toxopneustidae
Product: putative aminopeptidase W07G4.4
Exons: 6
Coding region: 44-868 (274 amino acids)
Source: RefSeq, a predicted model, not a curated record
UUAAUACGAUACAUACAUAUACGGGCUUCGGGCACUUCGGUGUAUGUGUCACUUGAACAGAAAGUACGAAGUUAUUACGCUGUUCGAAGUUUUCAUUUACCACUCCAGCAGCAAAAUGGAUAAAUUAAUGUUACCUUGUGAAGUGAAUGUGACUGGGACUAUUCAACCAGAUGCUGAUAUAGAUGGCUGCAUCUUGGUAACUGAGAGUAUUGAUGUCAUACCUAAUGCCCUACAGGAGAUGAAGGAUGCCAUUGCCAAGCAGAAGACGUUCGAUGCUGCGGUAGGGAAGGAGGUGACAUUCAUAGCUGUACCCACUGCAUCACCAGGAGACAGUAAAGUGGUCUUCUCACCAGGAUACAGUAAAGUGGUCUUCUCACCCACUGGUCCUACCAAUAGGGAUUAUGAUGAUCAUAGGAACUUUGCCGAUGCCGCAGGAGCAGGAAUUAAAAGAGCGAUAGUUGCUGGGAUGAGAAAGCCUCUACUGAUUGUAUGUCCAAGCCCAGACUAUCCUAACGCUAUGCUGGCAGCAGCACUGGGGGCGCUUCAUGCUGCAUAUGUGCCUUUUGAGAUUCGUGAAGAUGUUCCAUCGAGGAGAAACAAGCUGUCUUCUUUGACCAUCUACUCCGAUGGUGCGUCGAGUGACCUCGCCAGAUAUAUCCAUGGAAUCGAAAGUGGAAGGCUUGUUGCUAGGGAUAUUGGAGGAUCAGAUCCUGAGAGGAUGGCGGCCCCUAAGGUUGCUGCAUACAUGGAAAAGCUCUUUGCUGGAUCACCAUUUAUCAAGGUAAAUAUCUCAAUAUCACACCACAAAUUAUCAUGCAGUUGCAUCAAACAAUCUUUACAUGAACAAAAUAUUCAAAAUCAAUGUUGAGUGUCAGUAAAUCAUUGUAAAUGUAUCUAUCUGAUCUGAUACAUAAAACUUAUGCUAUUAAAUCAUGAAAUCUAGGCUGAAAAAAUUACCACGCUGAGCAUUACUAACACAGAAAAGCAUAUGUGGGACAAUGUAUUUCUAUUGCUUUGAACAAAAUCAUACACCUGGCUGGCAUACCAUGCUUAUUUUUUGUCAAUUUCUGGGCAAUUACAUAUUUCUGCCAUAAUAACUAUGCAAUUUUUUAUAGUUAUUUAUACCUACAAAACUAAUGAUAAAUUUAUUGAAUUUCUGUAUGGACCAAUUUUUAGAUCUCUACAACAGCUGGAAUUCAUGUUUAAGGCACUUGAUUCAACACACUAUGUAUACAUAUGUAUCAAGUAUUAUGAGUAAUAAUCUUUUUUAAUCCAAGAAUCCUAAAUGUAUUUGAUUUAAUCAAUACAUGCAAUGCUUUCAGUACAUUGAUCCCCUAGGAUGGUGUCUUGAAAUCAGAAAGAUUUUUUUAAACAAUCCAUUAAAGUCGAAUAACAUGUUUUAGUGGAGUUUUAAAAGGUUUCAAGGUUCAUAAUUGCACAUGAUAAAAAAGAGUCUAUUUACAAACAGGGCUUCUGAAGUGAUGAUUAUUCCUUGAAAUGGUAUUAAAAAUCAUGAUAAGAGUCAAUUAAUGGUUCAGAAUGAGAUCAAUAGUCUCACAAUCUGUUUUUUAUCAUUUUUUCACAAUUUGAUGACUAUGAUUUAUUACCAGUCUCCUGAAGAGGUGUAAUGUUAUGAUAUUAUUUGUGUAAUCUAUAAAAUGUUAUUAAAGAGGUCAAUGAUCAAUUUCUUAAAUGUUGCUAAUUUAUUGACACUAAAGCUAUCUUUUCUUAUGUUUGCUCAAGUUUAAGGUUAAAGAAAGUACGUUGCAACACACAAUUAUUUAAUGAGAAAGUCUUUAAAAUGAAGGUUAAUUGUCAUCAUAUUAUCAUAGAUCUAGGUCUGGUACAUUGAAAUAAUUUAACUUUGUAAAAUCAUGAAAUCUAAAUUGAAAACUGAUAAUUCUGAUUAUCACCAACACAAAAAGGUGUAUUUGGGACUGUGUAUUACUUGGGAAAAAUACCAGACAUUUUAUUGAGUUCUGUGCUUAUUUUGCUAAUUUCUCAGCAAUUACCCAUUUUCCAGAGCCAUUUCAGGUGCAGAUCCAGGGGGGGGGGGCUGAAGAUGCACUAGCCCCCCGUAGGAUUUAAAAAAAAGACAAAUUGACCUUAAAUAUAGGCGAAAACUUUUUUUUUUGGGGGGGGGGGCUUGUUAGUUUUUUUGAGCUCCCCUUUUUAAACAAAAAAUUCUGUAGUACCUUGUAAAAUAUCAACUCUGGGUCCGCUCCUGCAUUUGGCCCAUACAUACAAUCAAUUUGGUGGCCAUUUUAUUGGAUUCUUUUUUAACACAUUUUGAGAUCGUUAUCACAUUUAUCUUUCGUUAUAUUGGUAUAUAGCUUGGCAUUCUGGUUUCAUGAGUAAUUUUACUAUCAUGAUUUUUGAUAUCUCUUCUCUGAACUGGUACAUAAAAUCAUCAUCAAACAAAUUUAUAACUGAUACAGACUGAUGUAAGGACUACAUGUACCUCCCUCUCACAAUUGAAAGCCAAAAUACAGUGUAAGUACAAAAUCAAGAACAAACAAAUGCUGUUCUUGUUUUAGGCUAGUGAGUUGCAAGAACAGUGCUACUUGAAAGUUCUGAUUAGACUAGGUGCAUAAGAGGAGCAAAAUUAAUUCAUCACGAUGAUACACAAAUGAGAGGCAAUUUAAAAGAAAUAGGCUGAACCUACUAUGUUAAGUCCUUAGACAAUUUGAAUACAUCAAAAAAUACAUUGGGGGGGGGGGUGUUUCACAAAGAUAUAAGUAUGAUUUAGAGUCACACUUAAAGGAGAAUGAAACCCUUGAAACCAGCUGAAUCCAUAUCAAAGAGAAAAAUCAAAGAAACAUAUUGUUGACAGUUUGAGGAAGAUUGAAUGAAUAAUAAGAAAGUUAUGAGCAUUUGAAUAUUGAGAUCACUAAUGCCAUGUAGAUCCUCCCAUUGGCAAUGCGACCAAGAUCUGUGAUGUCACACACGUACAACUCCCUCAUUGCUUUAGUACUUAUUUCACUUAUUUUCUCACUUUUAUAGAAUCUAUCACAAGGUGAGGUAUUCUCUUUAUGAGAGGACAAGUACAGAGGUUUCACAACAUUAUAUCAUUGAUGAAUCGUUUGUCAUAUGAUUAGAAUGAGCAAAAAGAGAUGUUUUGGGGUAUAUUUUCAGUGUCCAAAAGGGGAGAGUUGUUCAUCUGUGAUAUCAUAGAUCUUGCUUGCGUUGCCAAUUGGAGGAUCUCCAUAGCAUUAGUGAUCUCGACAUUCAAAUGCUCAUAACUCUUCUAUUGCUAGUCCUAUUUUACUCAAACUUUUGUUGAUCUUAUUCUUUGAUUUUUCUGCUUUCACAAAAGCUAACUUGCUCCAAGAGUUUCAUUCUCCUU